Molecule: messenger RNA, 1690 nt
Organism: Oryza brachyantha (malo sina)
Lineage: Eukaryota; Viridiplantae; Streptophyta; Magnoliopsida; Poales; Poaceae
Product: GDSL esterase/lipase At4g16230-like
Exons: 5
Coding region: 337-1443 (368 amino acids)
Molecular function (GO): hydrolase activity, acting on ester bonds
Source: RefSeq, a predicted model, not a curated record
AAUUCAGAGUUUCAGACUUCGUCCGUGUGAUUCACUGAAUCAAUCGACCUCUUUUGCUUUGUCCAUUCCACGCAUUUAAUUUCUCCAAUAUUAUCCCAUCUAACUGUUUUUCUUUUGUACCCUCUCACAUUCGGUUUUCCCUGGUUAUAAAUAAGUAGGCGGAGCUUCUCAUCACUCUCCACCUCCACUGAAAACAUCCAUUCAGUAACAAGUAGGGUCAAGUGAGCUAGCCAACACUUCGACGGCAGAGACUUGGAGAGGAGGAGAUACAUUGUCUCGUCCUCUCUCGACAGUGCCCUCUCGUCAUUGAGACGAGCACACGAGCGGCAACCCAAAAUGGUAUUGGUUCGUCUUACUAUGCUGGUCUUUCUCGCCGUCCUCCUUGCCGGCGCUUGCCUUGUCGUCGUUACCGGCGAUGGUAUGCCGGCCACCUUCGUCUUCGGUGACUCGCUCGUCGACGCCGGCAACAACAACUACCUCGUCUCCCUGUCCAAGGCCAACUACCCACCCAAUGGCAUAGACUUCGACGGCCACCAGCCCACCGGCCGGUACACAAACGGCCGCACCAUCGUCGACAUACUAGGGAAGGAGAUGGGGAUGGGAGGAUUUGUACCGCCCUACCUGGCGCCGGAGACCGCCGGCGACGUCCUGCUUAAAGGCGUCAACUACGCGUCCGGCGGCGGAGGCAUUCUGAACCAAACCGGCAGCAUCUUCGGUGGUCGCAUAAAUCUGGACGCCCAGAUCGACAACUACGCCAACAACCGGCACGACCUGAUCACGCGGCACGGGGAGGUGGCGGCGGUGAGCCUUCUCCGGGGCGCGCUCUUCUCCAUCACGAUGGGAUCCAAUGACUUCAUCAACAACUACCUCACCCCCAUAUUCUCCGUGCCGGAGCGCGCCGUGACACCACCGGAGGCCUUCAUCGACUCCAUGAUCUCCAAGUUCCGGGAGCAGCUCAUAAGGCUGUACCUGCUCGACGCCCGUAAGAUCGUGGUGGCGAACGUCGGGCCGAUCGGCUGCAUCCCGUACCUGAGGGACACGACGCCGUCGGCCGGCGCGGCGUGCGCCGAGUUCCCGAACCAGAUGGCCCGCUCGUUCAACCGCAAGCUACGUGGCCUGGUGGACGAGCUGAGCACCAACCUCACCGGCUCCCGCUUCCUGUACGCCGACGUCUACCGCAUCUUCGCCGACAUCAUCGCCAACCACAAGUCGCACGGGUUUGAGGUGGCGGACUCGGCGUGCUGCUACGUGAGCGGGCGGUUCGGCGGGCUGCUGCCGUGCGGGCCGACGUCGCAGUACUGCGCGGACAGGUCCAAGUACGUGUUCUGGGACCCGUACCACCCCAGCGACGCCGCGAACGCUCUCAUCGCCCGCCGCAUCAUCGACGGCGACCCGGCGGACAUCUCCCCGAUCAACGUGCGCCAGCUGAUCACGAGCUCCUGAGAUCCCGUAAUAGAAUUCACUUUGUAGGAACCUCGCUAGCUAGCUAUUGAUUUCUGUCCGUUCGACGCGUAUUUUGGGGAGAGGGAGACGCACUUAAUCGUCAUGGAUAUUUGCAAGUGAUCGAUGUCGUUGGUGGACUGCUCCAUCCACUCUCGUCAGUCGUUUGAUCUGGACUCGCGCGUCACGCUCCGGUGAUGGCGUGACCUGGGGCUGGCGAUUGAAACAAAUUAUAUCGAUGAUUCUUGGA